This is a messenger RNA of Marmota monax (woodchuck), 2529 nucleotides long. RefSeq names its product zinc finger protein 470 (gene Znf470). Lineage: Eukaryota; Metazoa; Chordata; Mammalia; Rodentia; Sciuridae. Gene Ontology annotation, biological process: regulation of DNA-templated transcription. The record is from RefSeq and is a predicted model, not a curated record.
GGGGCCCUGGAAGGCGUCGCGAGGGGUUGCGGCCGCGGCCUUUCCGGCCUUUCGGGCUCGCCCGCCUGACGGAGGGGCGGCGCAGGACGCGCCCCCACGCCGCGGAGACCCUGGGAACUCGCCGGAGCUGAGAGACGCUCUGUGCUUGAGGCAAGGCCCUUUUCCAAAUAAAGAGCCAGCAAGAAGUGGAGGUGACAAGAACUGAACUUGUUAAAGCCAUGUGCCCGUCUUCUCAAGUAUACAAUGUGCGUGGGCUCUCUCUUGUCCAGCGAGAAGGUCCACAGAACAGGGUAGAGGAGAGUGUGGUUGCAAAGUUGCUAAUCAAGACCUCCAGAGACCAAGCAGGAAGCAGUGACCAAUUGAGGAGUGGGCCAUGGAGCAAGCACAGGGACUGCAACACAUGGCCUCACACACAGGUCUGUGCCUACAAGACGUGGCCAUAGACUUCUCCCAGGAGGAGUGGGAGUGGCUGAGCCCUGCUCAGAGGAGCCUGUACAGGAAGGUGAUGCUGGAGACCUACCGGAGCCUGGUCUCCGUGGGUCUCUGCAUUUCUAAACCAGAUGUGGUCCACUUACUGGAGCAGGAGAAGGAGCCCUGGACGAUGCCAGGAGAAGUAGUCAGGGGCCUGUGCCCAGACCUGGAGUGUGUGGGGGUGACCAAGGAAUCAUCUCCACAUCGGGACAUGCACGAGGAAAAAUUAUCCCAGGCUGCAGUAAUGGAAAGACUGACAAGCCGUGACCCUGAGUGUUGUGCACAUUCUGGGGAAGACUGGAAGUGUGGACCCUUGCUGGACAGGGAGCUGGUAGGUCAGGAGACAGUCACUCAUGUGGAUACCCAUGUUGAGAAAAGAGACCGUUCUACCAAAUCCAGAACCCAUUGUCAUCAGAAUACAGUGUCUUACAUAACACAGAUUGUUCCCAGGGGGCAGAGAAGGUGUGAUUUUGAUACAGAUAAGAAAACACAUUCAGUUCCCAAAAAACCCAAGCAAGUCUAUGGAGAAAAGAAACUUUUGAAAUGUAACGACUGUGAGAAAAUGUUCAGCAAAGUUUCUACCCUUACUCUUCAUCAGCGAAUCCACACUGGAGAGAGACCCUAUGAGUGUGCCGAGUGUGGGAAGGCCUUCAGCCAGAACGCCCACCUUGCCCAGCACCGGCGAGUCCACACGGGAGAGAGGCCCUUCGAGUGUGCCCAGUGUGGGAAGGCCUUCAGCCAGAACGCUCACCUGGCGCAGCACCGGCGGGUCCACACCGGGGAGAGGCCGUUCCGCUGCCCGCAGUGCGCCAAGGCCUUCGGCCAGCCCGCACACCUGGCGCAGCACCGGAGGGUGCACACGGGGGAGAGGCCCUUCCAGUGUGUGCAGUGCGGGAAGGCCUUCGGCGACCGCUCCUCGCUGGCCCACCACCGCAGGGUCCACUCUGGGAAGAGGCCCUUCGGGUGCACGGACUGCGGGAAGACCUUCAGGCAGAAGGCCUCCCUGGUGCGGCACCAGCGGUACUACCACAAUGGGGAGAAGCCCUUCCACUGCGCGGACUGCGGGAAGGCCUUCACGGACCACGCAGGCCUCCUCCAGCACGGGAGGGUCCACACCGGGGAGAGGCCCUACAGGUGCGGCCAGUGUGGGAGGGCCUUCAGCCACAGCUCGUCCCUGACCGUGCACCAGCGGGUCCACACGGGGGAGAAGCCUUACCGGUGCGCCGCCUGCGGGAAGGCCUUCAGCCACCGCGGCUCGCUCACGCUGCACCAGCGAGUCCACACGGGCGAGAAGCCCUACGCGUGCCAGGACUGCGGGAAGGCCUUCCGGCAGAGCACCCACCUUGCCCACCACCGGAGGGUGCACACGGGCGAGAAGCCGUUCGCGUGCCAGGACUGCAGCAAGGCCUUCAGCCAGAACUCACACCUGGCGCAGCACCGGAAGGUGCACACCGGGGAGAGGCCUUUCGCGUGCCGGGCCUGCGGCAAGGCCUUCAGCCAGAUGGCACACCUCGUGCAGCACCAGCGGGGGCACACUGGCAGAAGGCCCCACGAGUGUCCUGAGUGUGGGAAGGCCUUCGGACAGAGGGCAUCCCUGGUCUGUCAUGGAUGCCGUCACACCGGCGAGCAGCCUUUCGAGUGUGGCGUUUGUGGGAAAGCCUUUAUCCAUCGUAAGUCCCUGGCUCUGCAUCAGAGAGUCCAUGCAGAGAGGCCGCAUGACUGUAAGGACCGCAGCAAGGCCUUCAGCCAGGUGGCCCCUCUGACUCGGCGUCAGAGGACCCACACUGGGGAAAGGCCCUCGUGCGCAGCCUGCGGGAAGGCCUUCAGGCAGAGUGCGCAUCCUGCCCACCUUCAGUGUGCACACUCCGCAGCCACCUCCCCAGCCCUUCCCCGCUCCCCGCGCCGGGCCACCAGGUCCCCGGGAGCCGUCCUCCACGUGCCUCUAGGCUGCCGUUUCCAGUCCGCUACCCAAUUUCAUUUGGACUUCUACAGUGUGGCACGAUUCCAGCUCAAUCUUUUAAAAUAAAAUACAUGUUCCUGUUUCUUUUCCAUUUAAAA